This is a messenger RNA of Lepus europaeus (European hare), 2420 nucleotides long. It is a transcript of the gene MTARC1, whose product is annotated as mitochondrial amidoxime reducing component 1. The transcript has 7 exons. The record is from RefSeq and is a predicted model, not a curated record. Gene Ontology annotation, molecular function: molybdenum ion binding; pyridoxal phosphate binding; nitrate reductase activity. NCBI's taxonomy places the organism in Eukaryota, Metazoa, Chordata, Mammalia, Lagomorpha, Leporidae. Gene Ontology annotation, biological process: nitrate metabolic process. The coding region runs from base 76 to 1086 and encodes 336 amino acids. Gene Ontology annotation, cellular component: mitochondrial inner membrane.
GCAAACCGCAGCGCCUUGACCCCGCCGCCGCCUUGCGCCCCUGCGAGUUCCUGCCGCGCGCGCUUGCACUCGGCCAUGGGCGCCGCAGGCUCGUCGGUGCUGGCCCGCUUCCGCCUCCCCGCGCAGUCCCGGCCCGGGUGGCUCGGGGUCGCCGCCCUGGGACUGGCCGCAGUGGCGCUGGGGGCCGUGGCCUGGCGCCGCGCGCGGCCCAGGCGGCGCCGGCGCCUGCAGCAGGUGGGCACCGUGGCGCAGCUCUGGAUCUACCCGGUCAAGUCCUGCAAGGGGGUGCCGGUGAGCACGGCGGAGUGCACGGCCAUGGGGCUGCGCAGCGGCCACCUGCGGGACAGGUUUUGGCUUGUGGUCAACGAAGAGGGCAACAUGGUUACCGCUCGCCAGGAACCUCGCCUGGUUCUGAUUUCCCUGACCUGUGACAGUGACACCCUGACUCUCAGCGCAGCGUACACAAAGGACCUGGUGCUGCCCAUCAGAACACCCACCACCAAUGCAGUGCGCCAGUGCAGAGUGCAUGGCCUGGAUGUCCCGGGCAGGGACUGUGGUGAAGCAGCGGCACAGUGGAUCACCAGUUUCCUCAAGUCGCAGCCCUACCGCCUGGUGCACUCCGAGCCCCAGAUGUGCCCAAGGAAGUCUCACCAGCUCAAGCAUGUCUUCCGGCCCUCGGACGAGGUUGCGUACUCAGAUGUCAGCCCGUUCCUGAUCCUCUCCGAGGCAUCCUUGGCAGAUCUCAACUCCAGGCUACAGAACAGAGUUAAGGCAGCUAACUUCAGACCCAAUAUUGUCGUAUCAGGAUGUGGUGUGUAUGCAGAGGAUUCUUGGGAUGAGCUGCUUAUUGGCGACGUGGAACUGAAACGGGUGAUGGCUUGUUCCAGGUGCAUUUUAACCACUGUGGAUCCAGACACCGGAAUCAUGAACAGGAAAGAGCCGCUGGAAACAUUGAAGAGGUACCGCCAGUGUGACCCUGCUGAACAAAAGUUAUAUGGAAAAUCACCUCUCUUCGGGCAGUAUUUUGUCCUGGAAAACCCAGGGACAGUCAAAGUGGGAGAUCCUGUGUACCUGCUGGGCCAGUAAGGGGAACCUAAAGUAUCAGAUACCUUCAAAAAAUGUCCUCAAAAACAGCAGCACUUGAAGCACAGUGUCAGAACUGACACUGCAGCCUUUUCGUGAGAUCUGUGUUUCCUCUUUUGGACUUCCUUGCAUCUCAACACUUCCUGGGCCCCUCCCACAAAGCAAGGAAACAUAGCAUUGGUGAUUUGGUAUGACUUUAGUAAGUCCUUUGAAUGGCAAGACCAGAUUCCUAAAACUCCCCACUUAUCUUUGAUUAUGGAAGAAUAUGGAAUUCUUUCUCCUGCUUCUUCAUGCACCUACUGAAAAUGCAGACCUUCAACAUCUCACUGUGAUUCUCCAGGGAAAGACAAAAGAAGAGAAAGAGGAAGAAUUGAAUGAGCAGAUCUGGAAUGCUCUGGGUUGUUUUAUUGCCCCUGUGCAUUGGGCAUGUGAUGGAAAUUAAAGAGUUUCUUGAGUAAAGCUGGAAUAUCAGGAAGCUUUUCCCUCAGGUCCCCGGCUGACUUUUUUUUUUUUUUUUUUUUUUGACAGGCAGAGUGGACAGAGAGAGAGAGACAGAGAGAAAGGUCUUCCUUUUUGCCGUUGGUUCACCCUCCAAUGGCCACCGCGGUUGGCGCACUGCGGCCGGCGCACCGCGCUGAUCCGAUGGCAGGAGCCAGGGGCUUCUCCUGGUCUCCCAUGGGGUGCAGGACCUAAGCACUUGGGCCAUCCUCCACUGCACUCCCUGGCCACAGCAGAGAGCUGGCCUGGAAGAGGGGCAACCGGGACAGGAUUGGUGCCCCAACCGGGACUAGAACCCGGUGUGCCGGCGCCGCUAGGCGGAGGAUUAGCCUAGUGAGCCGCGGCGCCGGCCCGGGAUACCAAUUUUCCAUAGAUGUUCUUGGAUCUGCACUGUUGCCUCUCAGACGGUGGCCACGACUGGGCCAGGACUGGAUGGAUCCUUUAUAGCAUGCAGAAGUGGGACAGCCGAAGAAGUGUCAGGGAGAAAACGAAUUCACAAGAGCUGCCAGACUCUGAUCUGGAUUCUGUGAAAAGUCAGGUAGCACCUUUGCCAUGAAACACAAGGUCACAUAUAUCCCUUGCAGCUUCAAAACCUCUCCUGAGAUACAGGAGUGAACAGUGGCACCACAUAGGGAAGGAGCUCCGGUUUGCUGUUUCCAAGAUGUUGCCCAGGGAGAUAAAAAUGCAUCUUCUUAAGGGCAUAAAGAAAUGGUCCUGAAAAGAGACAGUGCCACCUAGUGGGGGUGAAUGGCAGCUCAGCCCACAGGGUAGGAAGGAUUGGAAAAAACACAGAUGGAUAGCGCAGUUUUUGUCUUAUAUAAAUUUUGAUGUUCCUUGCA